Messenger RNA from Nycticebus coucang (slow loris), 1576 nucleotides. It is a transcript of the gene TBXT, whose product is annotated as T-box transcription factor T. The coding region runs from base 266 to 1576 and encodes 436 amino acids. The transcript is spliced from 8 exons. Gene Ontology annotation, cellular component: nucleus. Lineage: Eukaryota; Metazoa; Chordata; Mammalia; Primates; Lorisidae. The record is from RefSeq and is a predicted model, not a curated record. Gene Ontology annotation, molecular function: RNA polymerase II cis-regulatory region sequence-specific DNA binding; DNA-binding transcription factor activity, RNA polymerase II-specific. Gene Ontology annotation, biological process: regulation of transcription by RNA polymerase II; positive regulation of DNA-templated transcription; mesoderm formation.
GGGGAGGGAACCGAAUUUCUCUCCCCAGAGACCUACUCUUAGUCGCGCCUUGGGGGAGUUCAAGUGGAAUAAACUCCCCCUUCCCUCUCCUCCCGCCCCCGCCCCCCCCAGAUCUCAGUCCUCGCCCUCCUCCAGGUCCUGUUCUGGACCUGGGCGCCGUCGCAGGUCUUGGCCUGAGCGGCCCCUUUUCUCGGAAAGCUGUAGCCGGGAGGGGUGAAGGUGGCUCUCAGGUAGAUCAGGCCUUGGGGUGGGGGCGGGCGGGACGAUGAGCUCCCCCGGCACCGAGAGCGCGGGGAAGAGCCUGCAGUACCGAGUGGACCACCUGCUGAGCGCCGUGGAGAGCGAGCUGCAGGCGGGCAGCGAGAAGGGCGACCCCACGGAGCGCGAGCUGCGCGUGGGACUGGAGGAGAGCGAGCUGUGGCUGCGCUUCAAGGAGCUCACCAACGAGAUGAUCGUGACCAAGAACGGCAGGAGGAUGUUCCCAGUGCUGAAGGUGAACGUGUCAGGCCUGGACCCCAACGCCAUGUACUCCUUCCUCCUGGACUUCGUGGCUGCCGACAACCACCGCUGGAAGUACGUGAAUGGAGAGUGGGUGCCCGGGGGCAAGCCGGAGCCGCAGGCGCCCAGCUGCGUCUACAUCCACCCUGACUCGCCCAACUUCGGGGCGCACUGGAUGAAGGCGCCUGUCUCCUUCAGCAAAGUCAAGCUCACCAACAAGCUCAACGGAGGCGGCCAGAUCAUGCUGAACUCCUUACACAAGUAUGAGCCCCGCAUUCACAUAGUGAGAGUCGGAGGGCCCCAACGCAUGAUCACCAGCCACUGCUUCCCGGAGACCCAGUUCAUAGCUGUGACAGCGUAUCAGAAUGAGGAGAUCACAGCUCUUAAAAUUAAAUACAACCCAUUUGCAAAAGCUUUCCUUGAUGCAAAGGAAAGAAGCGACCACAAAGACAUGCUGGAAGAGCCUGGGGACAGUCAGCAACCGGGGUACUCCCAAUCAGGGGGUUGGCUGAUUCCUGGAACCAGCACCCUCUGUCCACCUGCCAACCCCCACGCUCAGUUUGGAGGCCCCCUCCCCAUCCCUCCCACACACGGCUGUGAGAGGUACCCGGCCCUGAGGAGCCACCGGUCCUCGCCAUAUCCCAGCCCCUACGCUCACCGGAACAACUCUCCAACCUACCCUGACAACUCGUCCGCAUGCUUAUCCAUGCUGCAGUCCCAUGACAACUGGUCCGGCCUCGGAGUGCCCGCCUCUGCCAGCAUGCUCCCUGGGAGUCACGCCAGUCCGUCUGCUGGCUCUAGUCAGUACCCCAGCCUGUGGUCUGUGAGCAACGGCGCCAUCACUCCAGGCUCGCAGGCGACGGCCGGUGUGUCCAACGGCCUGGGAGCCCAGUUCUUCCGAGGCUCCCCUGCACACUACACACCCCUUGGCCACGGAGUCUCGGCUUCCUCCUCCUCAGGGUCUCCUCUGUACGAAGGGGCUGCCACGGCCACAGACAUUCCUGACAGCCAGUAUGACGCCUCUGCCCAAGGCCGCCUCGUAGCCUCAUGGACGCCUGUGUCACCACCGUCCAUGUGA